CGCGCGCGCGCCAUGUCUCAGCCCGAUCUCCCCAUACAGACUGUUGAACUCAAGGUGGGCAUGUCGUGCCAAGGUUGUGUUGGAGCUGUCAAGCGGGUACUCGGCAAAAUGGAAGGUGUUGAGUCCUUCGAUGUAGACAUCGAGCAGCAGAAGGUCACUGUGAAGGGUAAUGUGACGCCAGAUGCUGUUCUUCAGACUGUUUCAAAGACAGGCAAGAAGACUGAAUUCUGGGAGGCUGCCCCUGCAAACAACGAACCCGUGGCAUCUGCAGUCUCGUCCUAAAAACCAUAUAUAUGAACCAUAGUAUGUGAAUUGUGGAAUUCGAUGUAACGAACCUGUGGCAUCUGCCAUGAAUUUACUACAAAUAAUAACAAACUGCUGGUAGUUGUAUGUGUACAUCUUGUAUGAUUGGUGUUUCUGCACUGUACUGGUUUGAUAAUUUGUGAACAUGUACUCUUUUGUGUUAA
Messenger RNA from Lolium rigidum, 467 nucleotides. RefSeq names its product copper transport protein ATX1-like. Gene Ontology annotation, molecular function: metal ion binding. Lineage: Eukaryota; Viridiplantae; Streptophyta; Magnoliopsida; Poales; Poaceae. The transcript is spliced from 3 exons. The record is from RefSeq and is a predicted model, not a curated record. Bases 13 to 282 code for a protein of 89 amino acids.